Molecule: messenger RNA, 3569 nt
Organism: Doryrhamphus excisus (bluestripe pipefish)
Lineage: Eukaryota; Metazoa; Chordata; Actinopteri; Syngnathiformes; Syngnathidae
Gene: nnt2
Product: nicotinamide nucleotide transhydrogenase 2
Biological process (GO): NADPH regeneration; proton transmembrane transport
Cellular component (GO): mitochondrial inner membrane
Molecular function (GO): NADP binding; oxidoreductase activity
Source: RefSeq, a predicted model, not a curated record
UUAUAUAUAAAUAGACUCAGACAGCGGAAGGUCGUUGCGUCUGCGUGUACGUGCAGGGAGGUGUUUAAGUCGAGUGUGGCAGCAAGUUGCACGGCUGACCCUGCUCCUGUGAGAAAGUUGAACUAUUAACCCCGGUCUUCUUUCGUGGAAAUACUAUAAGGAGUCUGAGGGCAGACGGCCAUGACGACCCUCCUGCACUGCAUCUCCAGCUCUUCUCUCACUUUGCUCCAAAGAGGGGUUGGUCGGACAUUACCAGCAAGAAGGAAUUUCAGGACUUUCCCUGUGCUAUGGGACCAAAAGGCCUCCAAAGGCGUGCUCUACAAGGAAUUGGUGGUUGGCGUUCCUAAGGAGACGUUCCAGAAUGAGCGCCGUGUGGCGUUAUCGCCUGUUGGCGUCCAAGCGCUGGUCAAACAAGGCUUCAGGGUGCAGGUGGAGAGUGGAGCCGGUGAGGACUCAAAGUUCUCUGACCAACAGUACCAAGAUGCAGGUGCCAGCAUCACUGAUGUCAAAGGAGCCCUUGGAUCAGACCUGGUCCUCAAGGUCCGGGCCCCCAGUUUGAGUGAGGUUGAGCUUCUGAAACCAAUGUCCACUCUGGUGAGCUUUAUCUAUCCGGCUCAGAAUCCAGAACUGAUGAGCAAGCUGUCUGAGAGGAGGAGCACUGUGUUAGCCAUGGACCAAGUGCCCAGAGUCACCAUCGCUCAAGGCUAUGACGCUCUCAGCUCCAUGGCCAACAUCGCUGGGUACAAAGCUGUGGUUCUGGCUGCCAACCACUUUGGUAGGUUUUUCACUGGCCAAAUUACUGCUGCAGGAAAAGUACCACCAGCUAAGGUUCUUGUCAUUGGAGGAGGCGUAGCUGGUUUAGCAGCGGCAGGAGCAGCCAAAUCAAUGGGAGCAAUAGUGCGAGGAUUUGACACUCGACCAGCAGCUCUGGAACAAUUCAAGUCUUUCGGGGCAGAGCCUUUAGAAGUGCAAAUCAAAGAGUCCGGCGAGGGAGUUGGAGGCUACGCCAAAGAAAUGUCCAAGGAGUUUAUUGAGGCUGAAAUGGAGCUAUUCGCCAAGCAGUGUAAAGAGGUCGACAUUGUCAUCAGCACUGCCCUGAUUCCAGGAAAGAGGGCUCCUAUUCUGAUUAAGAAGGAAUUCAUAGAGUCCAUGAAGGAUGGUUCUGUGGUGGUGGAUCUGGCCGCAGAGGCUGGGGGCAACAUUGAGACCACCCGCCCAGGAGAGCUCCACAUUCAUAAGAACGUGACCCACGUUGGCUACACGGACCUGCCCAGCCGUAUGGCCACCCAAGCCAGCACCCUGUAUUCCAACAACGUACUGAAGCUGCUGAAGGCCAUCAGCCCCGAUAAGGAGUACUUCCACUACGAGCCCAAAGAAGAUUUUGACUAUGGAACAAUGGAUCACGUCAUCCGUGGGACGCUUGUGAUGAAAGACGGCCAGAAUAUGUUCCCGGCACCCCUCCCUAAGACAGUACCACCACCCCCAGUGAAACAGAAAACCGUUGCCGAGUUGGAAGCUGACAAAGUGGCUGCUGUUUCUCCCUUCCACCGCACCAUGACUUCUGCUGGUGUUUACACUACAGGUCUAUCCACCUGUCUGGCCCUGGGGCUCAUCUCUCCCAACGCAGCAUUUACACAGAUGGUGACAACCUUUGGGCUGGCCGGGAUUGUGGGAUAUCACACUGUGUGGGGCGUGACCCCCGCCCUGCACUCUCCUUUGAUGUCUGUCACCAAUGCCAUCUCAGGUCUGACAGCAGUAGGUGGUCUGGUUCUGAUGGGAGGCGGUCUCACACCUUCCACACUGCCUGAGAGUCUUGCCUUGGCUGCUGCAUUUAUUUCGUCCAUUAACAUUGCUGGUGGUUUCCUGAUCACCCAGAGGAUGUUGGACAUGUUCAAGCGUCCCACUGACCCCCCUGAGUACAACUACCUGUACAUGCUGCCUGGGGCCGCAUUUGUUGGGGGAUACGGCGCUUCUGUAGCAGCUGGAUACAGCAUUGAACAGAUGAUGUACUUGGGCUCGGGUCUGUGCUGUGUUGGUGCUCUGGCUGGCCUUUCCGCACAGGGCACCAGUCGUCUGGGGAACGCGUUGGGCAUGAUGGGAGUUGCAGGGGGCAUUGCCGCUACCCUCGGUGCCCUCAAGCCUUCACCAGAACUGUUGUCACAGAUGUCCUUGGCCAUGGCCACUGGGGGAACUCUGGGUUUGACAAUCGCCAAGCGUAUCGAAAUCUCCGACCUGCCUCAGCUUGUGGCGGCGUUCCACAGUCUUGUGGGGUUGGCGGCGGUUCUCACCUGCAUUGCCGAGUACAUGAUAGAGUUCCCCCACCUUGAUGCCCACCCGGCCGCUGGUGUGCUCAAGACGGUGGCGUAUUUGGGCACUUACAUCGGAGGAGUCACCUUCAGCGGAUCGCUGGUGGCUUAUGGCAAGCUGCAAGGCAUCCUGAACUCUGCUCCUCUACUAUUGCCGGGACGUCACAUGAUGAACGCCGGACUGAUGGCAGCAUCGAUGGGAGGCAUGGUGCCCUUCAUGCUCAGUUCUAGCUACGGCACUGGAAUGGGAUGUCUAUUGGGAGUGUCUGGUCUGUCCACUGUUAUGGGUGUAACCCUGACAGCAGCCAUUGGAGGUGCAGACAUGCCAGUGGUCAUCACUGUUUUGAACAGUUACUCUGGUUGGGCUCUCUGUGCUGAAGGCUUCCUACUGGACAACAACCUCAUGACCAUCGUUGGUGCUUUGAUCGGCUCCUCCGGUGCGAUCCUCUCCUACAUCAUGUGUGUGGCAAUGAACCGCUCACUACCCAAUGUUAUCCUGGGUGGUUAUGGUACCACUUCCACAGCAGGUGGGAAACCCAUGGAGAUCGUUGGCACUCACACGGAGGUCAAUGUGGACCAGACGAUUGACAUAAUCAAGGAAGCCAGUAACAUCAUCAUCACCCCAGGUUGGGGGUUAUGUGCAGCAAAAGCCCAGUACCCAAUUGCGGACAUGGUGAAGAUGUUGAGGGAACAAGGCAAGACUGUCAGGUUUGGUAUCCAUCCUGUGGCUGGACGUAUGCCAGGCCAGCUGAAUGUCCUCUUGGCUGAGGCGGGUGUGCCGUAUGAUGUGGUUUUGGAGAUGGACGAGAUCAAUGAAGACUUUCCAGAGACGGACUUGACUCUGGUCAUUGGUGCCAACGACACUGUCAAUUCUGCUGCUCAAGAGGAUCCAAACUCUAUAAUUGCUGGUAUGCCGGUUCUGGAGGUGUGGAAGUCCAAACAGGUAGUCGUGAUGAAGCGGACCUUGGGUGUGGGGUACGCUGCAGUAGAUAACCCCAUUUUCUACAAGCCCAAUACAUCUAUGUUGCUGGGAGAUGCUAAGAAGACAUGUGACAGCCUCCAAGCAAAGAUUAGGGAGGUUUACUACUAGGGAGCCCUCACCAGGGGGCUACAUGUAGUUCCUUCUUUCAAAACAAAUAUUUUUGCUUCCAUACCUCAGUAUUGGCUCUCUGUAUGAAAUGCAAUUGAUAACAGUGAGAUGUACAGUAGAUGAAAUUUAAUGAACAAAUGAAGGAAGUGUACUGGUUUGUAAAUAAAGAUAUU